Molecule: messenger RNA, 1924 nt
Organism: Erythranthe guttata (spotted monkey flower)
Lineage: Eukaryota; Viridiplantae; Streptophyta; Magnoliopsida; Lamiales; Phrymaceae
Gene: NRAMP1
Product: natural resistance-associated macrophage protein 1
Biological process (GO): manganese ion transport; iron ion transmembrane transport
Cellular component (GO): plasma membrane
Molecular function (GO): manganese ion transmembrane transporter activity; cadmium ion transmembrane transporter activity
Source: RefSeq, a predicted model, not a curated record
UAAAGUAGAGUAGAGUUUAAAGAGUUUGUAGAGUGUGAAACCUCUGUAAUACAUUCCCCUACAACCACACUUCCAUCUCUGAUUAAUAUAUUCCCCGGAGAAAAUGGCGGCGCUGCCAACUCAACAGCCGCAGUUUAUGUCCAACGGCGACCGGAGAACACACCCCAAGGACCCAUUGAUUGAGAAUAUUGAAUAUGAUCAGAUUGUUGUUCCUGAUAAGAAAAGUUGGAAGAAUUUGUUUGCAUAUAUGGGUCCUGGAUUUCUUGUUUCCAUUGCAUAUAUUGAUCCUGGAAAUUUUCAAACCGAUCUUCAAGCAGGAGCUCAGUACAAAUAUGGGCUACUCUGGAUUAUACUUUUAGCCUCGUGUGCUGCUCUUGUCAUCCAAUCACUAGCGGCAAAUCUAGGAGUUGUUACAGGAAAGCAUUUAGCAGAGCACUGUAGAUUGGAAUAUCCGAAGGUCCCGAAUUUUAUUCUAUGGAUUAUUGCUGAAAUAGCUAUAGUCGCAUGCGACAUUCCCGAAGUUAUUGGAACAGCAUUUGCUCUGAACAUGCUAUUCAAAAUACCACUAUGGUUGGGUGUACUUAUAACGGGACUCAGUACAUUGGUUCUUCUAUUAUUGCAGCAAUACGGGGUGCGAAAGCUCGAGAUCCUGAUUACAUUUCUUGUCCUAACAAUUGCGGGCUGCUUCUUUGCUGAGCUGGCAUACGCAAAGCCCGUUGCUUCGGAAGUUUUACAAGGGCUAUUUGUUCCUCAACUCAAGGGAAGCGGAGCCACUAAGCUCGCUAUUUCACUCCUCGGUGCUAUGGUUAUGCCGCAUAAUCUUUUCCUCCAUUCGGCGCUGGUUCUUUCGAGGAAAAUCCCACGAUCCGUCAGUGGCAUCAGAGAGGCGUGCGCAUUUUACUUGAUAGAAAGCGGAUUCGCUCUACUAGUGGCGUUUCUUAUCAAUAUAUCGGUUAUCUCAGUAAGUGGUGCUGUUUGCAAUUCGUCGAAUCUCGACCCUAAAGACCUUCAAAGCUGCAAAAACUUGGACUUAAACGAAGCCUCGUUUUUACUCAGAAAUGUUCUUGGAAAUUGGAGUUCGAAGCUUUUCGCAAUUGCUUUGCUGGCAUCAGGUCAAAGUUCUACCAUAACCGGAACAUACGCGGGUCAAUAUGUUAUGCAGGGCUUCCUCGAUUUACGAUUGAAGCCAUGGGUUCGGAACUUCGUAACGAGAUGCUUAGCGAUAGUCCCUAGCCUAGCCGUAGCUAUCAUUGGUGGAUCUUCUGGCGCCGGAAACUUGAUCAUCAUAGCAUCGAUGAUUUUAUCGUUCGAACUCCCUUUCGCACUAAUUCCGCUUCUCAAGUUCACGAGUUGCAAGACCAAAAUGGGAAUAUAUGUCAACUCAAUUGCGAUUUCGGCGACGACUUGGAUAAUUAGCUCGCUAAUUAUGGCGAUUAACAUAUACUACCUCGCAGAAACGCUAGUCACGUCGCUUCGCGAAAGCCAUCUAAAAAUAGUAGGCAUUGUAUUUUUGGGAUUUCUCGGAGUAUUAGCCAUGCUAAUUUAUCUAGCAAGCAUCGCUUAUUUGGUUAUCCGUAAGAACAAAGACGGGUCCCACCUAAUCGCUCUAACGGCAUCUGACAAUCGGGAUGUGGUCAAUGGUCACGGAGGCGAGAGCCUACCUAGGGAAGACAUAGUUAAUAUGCAAUUACCUCAGACCAGGAAUAAUAAUGAUGCUCUUGAUUGAAAUCAUUUUGUUUAGCAUUUGUUUUAAUUUAGUGAGAGCUCUACUUAGUUAAUUCAACCACAUUUUUUUGUUUUUGUCUGAAAGAAAUGUGUGGUUAAUAAUAUUUUUAGUAGUAUUCUUUUUUUGGAAUACAUCACCAAAUUAAAUUCCCAAAGGUUUUGUAAGCUAAAACUUUUAAAUUUUCAGAACUUUUGAAUU